This is a messenger RNA of Sus scrofa (pig), 7331 nucleotides long. It is a transcript of the gene SKIDA1, whose product is annotated as SKI/DACH domain containing 1. The record is from RefSeq and is a predicted model, not a curated record. NCBI's taxonomy places the organism in Eukaryota, Metazoa, Chordata, Mammalia, Artiodactyla, Suidae.
GCCAGAGCAGGGGAAGCUGGAACUUUUGAAUGUGAAGGAAGAAAUUACUGUACAAUUUUUUUCUUGCAGGGUCAGAAAUAUCCGUUUAUUCUUUUAACCACACGGAUGUCUCUAUUUUUGGAAGAGCAAGGAAAUAUAUAAAUGCCUGGGUUGUAUUUGUGCUGUAGUUGCAAACACCGAGCAGUUAAGAAGAUUUUGCCGAAUUUUGCAAAGCAGCCAACAAACCGCCUUGGGAUCGUGGUAAUGCGACUGGGAAGACCUUUGCUCUCAUUUGGCAAUAUUUUGGAUAUCCUUGAAAAUGACACCAAAAUAUGCCUUAAUUUGACUAAGAAGAGGUUAAACAAUAUUGGUAUUCAUCCAAAGUGAUUUUUUUUUUUAAAGCAGAUGCUUGGCUUUCAUGGAAAAAAUGGGAGUUGUGGAAGAUUCAUUUAAACUACCAACCAAAAGCAUCCUAGACCACUGAAAUAGUCUGCAUCGUACAUCAGCACUUUCUUUUCAUCUUUAUUACGUAAAACCUCUGGAAGCACCUUGGGCGGUUUACAUUUUCUUUUCUUUGCUACAGAAGCAGUCCCUUCCAUGGAAUUCUGACCUGUGGUGAACAGGACCCUGGCAAAGGCUCUGCUGGGGACUCUAGGAAGAUCCCGCCUCCGAUCCAGCCUGGUUAAUUGUGAAAAGUGUACACAUUUCUGGCUUAUCUAUGCUUUGUUAUGGGUCUGACGUGAAACUACCUCCUCCCCAGCCCACCCCCCAGCAGAGCACCAAAAUCCAGUUGAAUUGUUACAGUGUUUCGGAGCUGGAGCCUUGAACUGCUUCCUUGGUCAAAUAACUUUGUUUCUGUGUAAAAAGGCAUUUCAGGGGUGGAAAAAAAAGGAAAAUCGAGAGAAAUUCAAAACCAGGAUGCCUUGAGACACACGCAGCAUCUGGUGGAGGAUUACCAUACAUACAUGUGUAUGUAUGCGUCACGUAUAUAUUUACUGCAAAUGGUGGGGAUCGCUUAGUGCCCGAGAUGGGAGACCUGAAGUCAGGUUUUGAAGAGGUGGAUGGCGUGAGGCUCGGCUACCUCAUCAUUAAAGGAAAGCAAAUGUUUGCCCUCUCCCAAGUCUUCACGGAUCUGCUGAAAAACAUCCCGAGGACGACCGUGCACAAGCGCAUGGAUCAUCUGAAAGUGAAAAAGCACCACUGCGAUCUGGAGGAGUUGCGGAAACUCAAGGCAAUCAACAGCAUCGCCUUCCACGCCGCCAAAUGCACGCUCAUCUCCCGGGAAGACGUAGAAGCGCUCUACACCUCCUGCAAAACCGAGCGUGUCCUCAAGACCAAGCGCAGGAGGGUCGGCCGGGCCCUAGCCACAAAGGCGCCGCCGCCGGAGCGCGCCGCCGCCGCCGCCAGCCCCCGCCCGGGUUUUUGGAAGGACAAGCACCAACUUUGGCGGGGCCUGAGCGGAGCCGCGCGGCCCCUGCCAAUCAGCGCGCAGUCCCCGCGCCCGGGCGCCGCCGCCGCGCGCCCUGCCGCCCAUCUACCUCAGAUUUUUAGCAAAUACCCGGGCUCGCACUACCCGGAAAUCGUGCGCUCGCCUUGCAAACCCCCUCUAAACUAUGAAACUGCCCCGCUCCAGGGAAACUACGUCGCUUUCCACUCGGACCCUGCUUAUUUUCGGAGCCUGCUGUGCAGCAAGCACCCGGCCGCCGCUGCCGCCGCCGCCGCCGCCGCCGCUGCCGCCGCUGCUGCCGCCGCCGCCGCCGCCGCCGCUUACUACCAGGCUUCGGCGGCCGGGCCCCAGCCCAAGGCAUCGGCUGGUUCCGGAGGCCCGGUGAGCCUGACCUACCGGUGCAAGCGCAAGCGCGGGGGCGCCAAGGACUGCCUGCUCGCGCCCCACGCCGGCGCCCGCCGCCUGCUGCUGCUGCCCAGGUCCUACAAAGCCAAGGCGGCGGCGGCGGCCGCCGGGGCCACUUGCCUGGAGAGGUUUCAUCUGGUUAACAGCUUCUGCCCGCCUCCCCACCACCAUCACCACCACCACCACCACCACCACCAUCACCACCACCACCAUCACCGGGCCCAGCAGCCGCAGCAGAAUCACCACCCCCCUCAUCACCACCGGCCGCAGCCCCAUCUGGGCAGCUUUCCCGAGAGUUGCAGCAGCGACUCCGAGUCCAGCUCCUACUCGGACCAUGCAGCCAACGACUCAGAUUUUGGCUCCAGUUUGUCCAGCUCCAGUAACUCUGUGUCCUCGGAGGAAGAGGAGGAGGAGGGAGAGGAGGAGGAGGAGGAAGAGGAGGAGGAAGAGGAGGAGGGGGGCAGUGGGGCCUCGGAUUCCAGUGAAGUCAGCUCGGAGGAGGAGGACUCGUCCACGGAGUCGGACUCCAGCUCCGGCUCCAGCCAAGUGUCAGUGCAGAGCAUCCGUUUCAGGCGCACCAGCUUCUGCAAGCCUCCCAGCGUGCAAGCGCAGGCCAACUUCUUGUACCAUCUGGCCUCUGCCGCCGCUGCAACCAAACCCGCUGCUUUCGAGGAUGCCGGCAGACUUCCCGACCUCAAGAGUAGUGUCAAAGCGGAGUCGCCGGAGGAGUGGAAUCUGCAGAGCUGGGCCCCCAAAGCGUCUCCGGUGUACUGCCCGGCCAGCCUGGGGAGUUGUUUCACAGAGAUAAGGAACGAUAGGGUAUCUGAAAUUACAUUCCCACACUCUGAAAUUUCCAGUACUGUAAAGAGAACUGACCUGACAAUUAACUGCCUGGCGGAGGGGGCCUCUUCACCUAGCCCAAAGACAAACAAUGCAUUUCCACAACAAAGAAUACUCCGAGAGGCUAGGAAAUGCCUACAAGCAACUCCUACUACACACUGUGCAGAUAACAACACAAUAGCUGCUAGGUUCUUAAGUAAUGAUUCUUCAGGAGCAGCAGCAAAUUCAGAAAAAGAUUCCAAAAUCCCUCAUUGUACUGAAUUUGCUACGGAUUUGCCCUCUUCGCCCACUGAUCCCGAGGUGGAUGCAGCAGCAGCAGCAGCAACUAAAGCCGAGAAUCCCUGCACUGACACAGGCGACAAGACAUUGCCAUUUCUGCACAAUAUUAAAAUCAAAGUAGAAGACAGUAGUGCUAAUGAAGAAUAUGAACCUGACCUUAUUACAAAUAAGCUAAAGUGUGAGUGCAAUGAUACAAAGGGUGAGUUUUACAGUGUGACUGAAAGUAAAGAGGAGGACGCCUUGUUAACCACAGCCAAGGAAGGUUUUGCAUGCCCUGAAAAAGAAACUCCUUCCUUAAACCCACUGGCUCAGAGUCAGGGCCUUUCAUGCACUUUAGGUUCUCCAAAACCUGAGGAUGGGGAAUAUAAAUUUGGUGCCAGGGUAAGAAAAAAUUACCGGACACUAGUACUGGGAAAGCGACCUGUACUUCAGACACCUCCAGUCAAACCAAAUCUGAAAUCAGCUAGAAGUCCUCGUCCUACAGGUAAAACUGAGACACAUGAAGGAACACUGGAUGAUUUUACAGUCAUAAACAGACGAAAAAAGGUAGCCAGCAAUGUAGCAUCAACAGUGAAAAGGCCAUUUAAUUUCAUGGCAAAUUUUCCUUGUCCACCAUCACUCAUUAUUGGGAAGGAUGGGGAUUUGUGGCCGGCGUAUUCCUUAAACACCACUAAGGAUUCCCAACCUCCUCACAAGGCCCAUCCUAUAUGGAAAUGGCAGCUGGGCGGUUCUGCAAUACCUCUUCCACCUAGUCACAAAUUCAGGAAAUUUAAUUCAUAAAAGCAUUUUGGAAGAUAUUUUCUUGAACCAUAUUACCUUCCUUUUGUUGUAAACUGCACAGGAUGGUUUGUACAAGUCCAUUAAUGUGUUACACCCCUUUUGGAGUCCUGGUUUAUCGCAUUUUGAAGACAGAAAUCGGAUUACUUUUUUUUUUCCAUUGCGGGGUUGUUUUUUUUUUUUUUUUUUUUUUUUUUUUUUUGGAGUAGGGUGGGGGCGGGGUGGGAGAAGGGUUGGUUUACAUUCCACAGACUAUACUUCAGGCUAAAGACUCAAGUAAAACUCAGUUAUUACGGUAGAGCUGGAACAUUUUACUGUUUCAAUGCUAAUAAUGCACCCGGUACCUCAAUUCAACUGCUACAAAUAAAUGUCAAAAGGUUGAAUAAUAAAUAUUACAAUGAGCCAUUAAGUUUAUGCACUAGAUUUCAGACCUGAAAGUGUAACUGUUAAUUCAGUGAAAGUUUGUUAGGUUACAUGGUUACACAGUGAGGCAGCAAGAAGUUUCUGUGAGCCCAAAGUGUUCUUUUCUGGAGCUCUUGUUUGUGGGGUAUCCUUUUCUUUUUCUCCCCCCAUUUCCUCUCCAAGAAUAGUUGCACUUAUUUUUUUUUACUUUUUUUUUUUUUUUUUUUUUUUUGAGUGGAAAGACUGGGGAGUCUUGAUUGAAUGCUGGUAAAAGCUGCCUCAUAUAUACUGAGUAAAGUAAAUAUGAUAGUGUCUUUUUUUUAUAUAUAAAGGGUGUGAUUUUACUUUACAGCCACUCCUUGCAAUUGGAAAAGUCCUUUUUGUGUUCUCACUCAAAGGUUUUAAAUUAGGUGACUCUUACUAUUGUCCUGCUUACCUUGUGGUCUGAACAAGACUCCUCAAACUUGCAAAACAAUUAAAAUAUUUCUCUUACUGGCAGGAUAUUUUAUGAUCUGACUCUUCAUAGUGACAAAGCAGUAAAUAUGACCAAGAAAAGGAAAAUGGGUCAGAAUUGUAAGAAUACCCCGAAUGAAAAAUAACAGUUAUUUCAGGGCUUUUUGGUACCAGAACUCAGGCACUUGGAUUUUUAUUACCUUUUACUUUCUCUGCAUCUCUCUGAACUUCUGUUUUCAGACCAUCCUGUGUAUAGAGCAGGAGAGUUUCUACUGCAAGUGACAAUCAGAGGUGACUAUCUAUAUUUGCACUUAAAAUCAAAGUAGUUCAACAUGCAAAUGGUUAGGGUCUAGCCCUUGGUAAGGGCCAUGCUGGUGUACUAUGUUGUGAUGAUGGAAGCAGUAAAUCAAAAUUAUGGAAAUUUGCACUGUUGAAAAGCAUGCUUUAGCUUUAUUUUCAAUUAAAAACACUGUUUAAAAUUCCUGGUUCCAUACAUUUCUACUUAUUACAGACUGAAGAACAGUUAACAGGAAUGAAUGGUUUUGUUGACAUUUUCACGUGUAAUGUUUUUGCCUGAAAGAAAUGCAUUUAUUUGGUGUAGUGUUUUGUUGUAAUACCAUGUGAUGAGGCCAGUCAGGUUCUGUGCAAAACACUGGUGGAUUUCUUCCUAAAUAACAACAAAACUUUACAAACUUGUUACAGAUCAAGUGCAGAAAGUUUCAGUUUAAAGACAGUGAAGCAGAAAUCAACUGCUGUUUUGCUGAAAGUUAAAUCCAGUAAUUUUUGGUCCACCUCCCCUAGCCUGACAAAGCAUAUUCUCAGAUCUUUGCCAUCUUAAACCUAAGAAGUUUCAUCUAUAGAUCAUAAAUCACAAAACAAAACAUCAAUGCAGUGUUUACUCUGUGAAUUUAAGUCACUAUUUCUCAUGGAAAUUCAGUCUUUUUUUUUUUUUUUUUCUUAACCUUUUAAUUCCUAGUCCCUUUGAAAAUUUCCUUUUGUCUAUAAAUGUUUCAGAUAAAUGUGGAUGGCCUCAGCCCUAAUUGCUGUAUAUGCUCUGUGGUUUUACUCUUAUUGUAAAGGACAGAGGCUGAGAGUACCUGCAUCCAAAAACAUUUGGAUGGAGUAAACAGAUGCUUUGAACUGCCUCCCUUCCUCUCCUUCUUGAAUGUUGCCAGAUGUAGGUUCACUGGAUCCUUUUUUAUUGGGAUGAUAGAUAUGGUCAAAGCAAAAAUUGGGGGAUUUAUCCUUGAAUUCAUGUUUGUACAUAAUUCCAAAGACCAGUACUAGUUACAUUUAAAGCCCCAGAAAGCUGAACCAUUGGUUUCUCAGUCAGUUCUUUCCUCUUUGGAAGGCAACACAGAAUUUGGGUGCAGUGAGUUGUCUUGCAAAAUCAAUCUGUAAAAAGUGUGACAUACACACACUGGAAGUCUGUAAUUUCUGCUCUUUAAUUACUGCUAAGUCAAGAAAGUUCAAAGUAUGAUGACUACUACAUUUAGACUAGUAUUUUUCUUGUUGAUUAUGGAAUUAUUGUGCCUAAAUUAUAAAUUGAGAAUAUAUUUGAAGCCUGCAGAUCUUGGGUGUGGGAGGACUGUGAGAUGGAAUAAGCACAAUUUAAAACAAAUAUACCCUAUGGAAUUUCUGACAUAAAAUAUCGGCCUACAGCUUUGACACUUGGUCUCCAGCCCUCAGAGAAUCAAUAGUUUCAGUUUAUAGGGACUGGAGAAUGAGCAGCAUGGAGGCCGAGGCAUUCCUGAGUGAUACCAUCAAAAGGAAAGAAAUUAAAUAGUCAACACAAAUUUCACCCCAUAGUACUACUAUACUCCAGCCAACCACAGCAAAACCUGAGUUGGGGCUUCUGUUAGGAAAGGGGAACCAAAUAGUUCAGUAACUUGUAAAUACAAGAUAUUCUUUCAAUUUCUGGGAGCCCCUUAGCUGUUUUCCCUAUCUGCAGUAUUCUCAGUACAGUUUUCUUCAUUUGGGUUGGUUUAUGAUGAAUGACAAUAUCUAGAUUUUCUAAGAUGCUAUAAAGCUCCCAUUUCUUCAAAAAGCUAAGCCUUAUUGACAGAAAAAGUUACCUCCAUUGAUUGCAUUUUUACAUUUAAAUGUUUUCAGGUGAUAAGAAUUUUUUUUAAAAAGGUUCCAGGGUCACUGAUUCCUGUGUCUAAAGCUCAACAUUUACUGACAUGAGAAAAAUGCAGGAAAGGGCUCUUUUCUCUUUGAGAAAACAAGUUAUUUUCCGUCUCCUGUAAAAGUAGUUUUUUGAUAAGACUGUGAAAUGAAGAGUUAAUUAUUUUUUAAAGCGAUGUAUGUACUCUGUCUUCCACAGUCAGGUUAUCUGCCUUUUUAGAAAAUGCAGCUUGCUCUUUUUCAACUAUUUACUUUUUAAAGUGGGUAUUCUUUUGUACUGGCUUACUUGAUUACAGUGGAGUAAUCUCAAUAAUGGUUGUUUAUUUUAAAAUCAACAACAAGGAGCCACCACUAAACAGCAAUAACAUAAACUAGAUGGGCUGGUGUGUGGAUUUUUAUCUUAUCCAUGUCUGGGUGACUUUCAAUGGUCUAGAAAUUCCUCAAAGUUCCAGUCACAAGAUUUGGAAGUUUCUGCUGAUAGUUUUGUUUGCAUGCAGGAAGAGAUGUAGACUAAUUCCUCAAAAGCAUUUUUUUUCUUUCAAAGAAAACAAAAAUCCUCUAUGGUUUAAAAAAAAAAAUCAAUCAUUAAAAAUAAAUAAAUAAAGCAUUAGCAUCUACAAAA